AUGGAAGAGUCCACUAGUAGCUCGCUCCACGACCAGGCGAAGUCCAAGAGCAAAGCCAAGAAUCUGUUUUUACCAAGAAAAUCAACUUCCGACAGUGACAUAGAGCUCAGACCUUUGCAGGAAGGGAGCCUAAAAGACAUCAAGGCUACUAGCACCCAGAAGGAAGAGUCAACAAUCACACCAGUUGGAUUUUUUCAAUUGUUCAGAUAUUCAACUUGGUUUGAAGUUUUCAUAAACUCUAUCGGAGUACUAGCAGCCGUUGCGGCAGGCGUUGCCCAGCCCAUGAUGACCCUCCUUUUUGGUCGACUGACGGAAGACUUCGUUAAUUUCGCCCAAAUAUCCUCACAAGCACAGAGAGGGGUACCAGAAGCUGUCAAUCAGCUUGGACAGGCGGCACUGGAUUUCAGAAGUGCUGCUGCAAAGAAUGCUACCUAUCUUGUCUACAUUGGCGAAGUUAACGCUAAGCGUAUUCGCGAACGUUACCUUGAAGCCGUCCUUCGUCAGAAUAUUGCUUUCUUCGAUAAUGUAGGACCCGGAGAAGUGGCAACGCGGAUUCAAACAGACACUCAUUUGGUGCAGCUGGGGAUGUCAGAAAAGGUGGCUUUGGUAGCAAGUGCAGCUGGGGCAUUUAUAGGAGGAUUUGCUUUGGCCUACGCAAGAUCUUGGCGGCUAGCACUGGCGCUUACCUCAAUCUUACCAUGUGUAGGAAUAUCAGGCGCCGUAAUCACCAUUUUUAACGUCAAGUUUAAGCAACAGGCUUUACAACACGCAGCUCAGGGUGGAAGUCUUGCCGAAGAAGUAAUAUCGACAGUGAGAACAACUCAGGCGUUUGGUACUCAAGGCGUCCUCUCAAGAAUUUACGAGUCGCACACCAAAAAUGCAUUACGAUUAGACAUAAAAGCUGCAAUCUUCCAGGCGGCCGGGCUUGGAGCAUUCUUUUUUGUACUUUACUCGGCGUAUGGAUUGGCAUUCAGCUUUGGCACAACUCUGGUCAAUUCGAACAAUAUUACUGGUGGACAGGCUAUCAACGUGCUUUUAUCGAUUUUAGUUGGAUCUAUGUCAAUGGCGAUGAUGGCUGACGAGAUGCAAGCGAUCUCCAAUGGGCGAAGUGCUGCAGCCAAGUUGUUUGAAACAAUCGAACGAGUUCCCGAAAUUGAUUCGGCUAAUCCCGGAGGACUGAAGCCCCUGACGGUGGACGGUAAUAUUGUUCUGGAAGACGUUCACUUUGCAUAUCCAUCUCGUCCAUCCGUAGAAGUCGCCAAAGGACUAUCUAUAACCUUUCAGGCAGAGAAAACUUCUGCUCUAGUUGGUGCUUCAGGUUCUGGGAAAUCUACAAUUGUUUCCCUUGUGGAACGUUUCUACGAUCCUACACGAGGUUCCGUCAAGUUGGAUGGUCAUAACCUCAAAGAUCUUAACUUGAAAUGGCUUCGCUCACAGAUUGGCCUGGUAUCCCAGGAGCCCAUUUUAUUCGCCACCACCGUCAAGGAGAAUGUCGCCUAUGGGUUACUCGGAACCAAAUAUGAACACGCACCCCAAGAAGAGAAGGAUAUCCUGAUCAGGGAUGCUUGCAUCAAGGCCAACGCUGACGGCUUCAUCUCAAAGCUUCCAAAGGGAUAUAAUACCAUGGUUGGAGAGCGCGGCUUACUCCUUUCUGGUGGCCAGAAGCAGCGCGUAGCUAUCGCCCGAGCCAUUGUAUCCGAUCCUAAGAUCCUACUGUUGGACGAAGCAACUAGUGCACUCGAUACUCACUCUGAAGGAAUUGUACAGGACGCUUUGGAUAAGGCUUCAAAGGGCCGCACGACUAUCACAAUUGCCCAUCGUCUUUCGACUGUUCAGGACGCGGAUGUUAUAUUUGUCAUGAGCGAUGGUCAAGUGUUAGAAUCCGGAACGCAUACUGAACUCCUCAAAAAAAAUGGACCAUAUACUAGGCUUGUGGAAGCACAAAAGCUACGGAAUGGCAAAGAGAUCGGCGACUCCAGGGUUCAGUCUGAUGUGAAUACUGGUGGUAAACAUCUGGAUAGCAAAGAUGAUUCGAAAAUAACCAAUGACGACCAUCAAGUACGCGACAAGGAUCCCAUCGUUCUUGAGAAGGACCACUCUCUACGAUACGUUGUGAAACGUAUUGGCCCGUUGUGCCGGGAUCAAAAAUUCAACUAUGCUUUCGCAGCAAUCUUUGCUUCAGUCUACGGCAUGGUCUACCCGGCCUUUGGGAUUGUUUUCGCCAAAGGGAUAAAUGUCUUCUCCCUCGAAAGUAAAGCAGAGCGACGUUUCCAAGCUGAUCGCACUGCUCUAUGGCUUUUUAUCAUCGCAAUUAUUGCAGGGUUUGCAAUCAGCAUCCAAAAUAAACUUUUUGCUGAGGCUGCUGCUCAUCUGACUGCCAAACUACGCACACGAUGUUUUAAGGCCGUUCUGCGGCAAGAUACAAGCUAUUUUGAUCGAGAAGAGAACAGCACUGGAAGUUUGGUAUCACGCCUAAGCCAGAAUCCUCAAAAAUUUGAGGGUUUGGCAGGGGUAACUCUUGGUGUCUUUGUACAGACCACUGCAACAGUUGUCUCGGGCGCCGUGCUGGGACUUGUGUUUGUCUGGCAAAUCGGUCUGAUUGGUAUAGCUUGUAUGCCUGCGUUGUUGGCCGUUGGCUACGUGCGCCUGAUUGUAAUCGUUCAAAAAGACCAAAAGAAUCGAAAAGCUCAUGAAGAUUCGGCGCAGUUAGCAUGUGAAGCCGCGGGAUCGAUUCGCACAGUGGCCGCCCUUGUACGGGAGGACGAUUGCUUACGAAUGUACAGCCAAAGCUUGGAAGAACCACUUCGGAAAUCCAGCAUAACUGCUUUCUGGAGCGGUAUGCUCUACGCCUUUUCUCAAGCACUUAGCUUCUUUGUGAUAGCUUUGGUUUUCUGGUACGGCUCGGUGCUGGUCUCUCGCGGGGACUGCAGUCUUUUUCAUUUCUUUAUCGGGCUCAUGAGCACAACGUUUGGGGCAAUACAAGCAGGGAACGUGCUAUCUUACGUCCCGGAUGUCUCCGCUGCAACAGGCGCAGGUUCCGACAUUGUCAAGCUUCUUAAUAAAGUUCCCGAGGUCGAUGCGGAAUCCACAGAUGGCAUUGUCGUUCUCGAGAAGGAUAUUCAAGGCCACAUAAAAUUCGAAGAUGUUCAUUUCCGAUAUCCUACUAGGCCUUCCAUCCGCGUUCUUAACGGACUGUCGUUGGAUAUACGGCCGGGUACUUAUGUAGCACUAGUUGGUGCCAGUGGCUCUGGAAAAAGUACAGCAAUACAACUUCUUGAACGAUUCUAUGACCCAAUAGCUGGUCACAUCUGUCUCGAUGGCCAGAAAAUCAAUGAAUUAAAUGUUGGAGAGUAUCGCAAGCAUAUCGCUCUUGUUUCCCAAGAACCGACUCUGUACUCCGGCUCAAUCAAGUUUAACAUUCUCCUUGGGGCAACCAAAGCACACUCCGAAAUUUCGCAACAGGAGUUGGAAAACGCAUGCCGCAAGGCAAACAUUCUGGAAUUUAUUCAAGGACUUCCCCAAGGAUUUGAAACUGAGGUUGGAGGUAAAGGUACUCAAUUGUCAGGUGGUCAGAAACAACGUAUCGCCAUUGCUCGCGCGUUGUUGAGAAACCCUAAAGUCCUCUUGUUGGAUGAAGCCACUUCCGCUCUUGACUCAUCCUCUGAGAAGGUUGUCCAAGCUGCUUUGGAUGAGGCGGCGAGAGGGAGAACGACAAUAGCUAUUGCUCAUCGACUAUCAACCAUACAGAAUGCUGAUCAAAUUUAUUUCAUCAAAGAUGGGAUAGUCAGUGAGACUGGAACACACGAUGAGCUAUUGGCAUUAAAAGGGGAUUAUUACAACUAUGUGCUGCUUCAGGGUUUGAACAAAGAUUGA
This is a messenger RNA of Psilocybe cubensis, 3873 nucleotides long. RefSeq lists its product as uncharacterized. Gene Ontology annotation, molecular function: ATP binding; ATP hydrolysis activity; ABC-type transporter activity. Bases 1 to 3873 code for a protein of 1290 amino acids. Gene Ontology annotation, cellular component: membrane. The transcript has 23 exons. NCBI's taxonomy places the organism in Eukaryota, Fungi, Basidiomycota, Agaricomycetes, Agaricales, Agrocybaceae. Gene Ontology annotation, biological process: transmembrane transport. The record is from RefSeq and is a predicted model, not a curated record.